UUCUCCUUUAAGUUCUACGAAGUUUUGAUUUCAUAAAGCACAAAACAAUGAAGCCGGCAUUUAAGAGCAGUGAACACACACCGACUGUACCGGAUUUCGUGGAUAUACCAUUAUAUCUAAUAAAAUUUGUCGGUGCAAAACUUUUCAAAUGGACACCGAAUGAACCAACAAGCAAAUCGCGCAUAAUAUUUAUGGUUAUAUAUUUCGGUUUUACGAUUUAUAAUUUUACAAGUAUGAUGCUCUACGUGAUCUACGAAGAGUUGAAUGAUUUACUGGAUCUAACUGAGUUUAUAUUGUUUUGGGGAUUUUCGCUGAAUGCAAUGAUGAAGGGCUGUACAAUGGUGUAUUAUCGACAUGAAAUCGAGACUAUACUCCAGGGUUUAAUUGCCAGACAUCCGAAAACGAAGGAGGAACGUGUGGAGUUUCAGUUGAUGUCAUACUAUAAAACUAUUAACGCAUCCAAUAAAUACCUUUCAAUAUGGCAUUUAACUAUAGCAACAAUGUUUGUGUUUCAACCAAUGCUGACAUCGAUAUACGGUUAUAUAAAUCGCGUGGAUGAAAAUGAAGAUUUUGACUAUACUUUACCCUUUAUGAUGAGCUAUUACUACAAUACAAAUCGUCCGUUUCCUUAUGCCAUUUCAUAUUUCUUACAAUGCGGUAGUGCAUACCAUAUGUCACUGUUGUUCUUGAGUGGCGAUUUAUUGCUCAUCUCUAUGGUGCAAUUGGUUAAUAUGCAUUUGGAAUAUUUGAUAUAUCGUAUUGAGAACUUUAAACCAAACGGUACGGAUGCUGAUAUGAAAGUACUCGGACCAUUGCUGGAAUAUCACAAUGAGAUAUUGGAUUAUACUGAGCGUAUCGAUAACACUUUCAGUUUGGCCACCCUACUCAACUAUGGAGGCACAUGUUUGGUGCUCUGUCUUAUUGGUCUUCAAAUCGUAUUGGGCACAGAAGCUUUGAGUCUAAUAAAAUUUAUCGGUUUUCUUGUUUCUACGAUUGUGCAGAUGUUUUUAGUCUCCUAUUUUGGAAAUAAUCUAAAAGAUUUGGUAAUACAUAUACAUACAUAUAUUUCGGAUAAAGAUAAUUUUGAGAUUUAAAAUCAAAUUAUGUUUAAUUUUAUCUAAAUGAAAGAGCACUGGUAUAAGUGAUGCAUUCUACAAUCAUCCCUGGU
Zeugodacus cucurbitae (melon fly) is the source of this 1168-nucleotide messenger RNA. Its product is annotated as odorant receptor 67c-like. The record is from RefSeq and is a predicted model, not a curated record. Gene Ontology annotation, molecular function: olfactory receptor activity; odorant binding. Lineage: Eukaryota; Metazoa; Arthropoda; Insecta; Diptera; Tephritidae. Gene Ontology annotation, cellular component: plasma membrane. Gene Ontology annotation, biological process: sensory perception of smell; detection of chemical stimulus involved in sensory perception of smell. The transcript has 2 exons. Bases 48 to 1094 code for a protein of 348 amino acids.